Messenger RNA from Perkinsus marinus ATCC 50983, 2487 nucleotides. Its product is annotated as vacuolar proton translocating ATPase 116 kDa subunit A isoform, putative. The transcript has 2 exons. Gene Ontology annotation, cellular component: vacuolar proton-transporting V-type ATPase, V0 domain; vacuolar proton-transporting V-type ATPase complex. The record is from RefSeq and is a predicted model, not a curated record. Bases 25 to 2487 code for a protein of 820 amino acids. Gene Ontology annotation, molecular function: ATPase binding; proton-transporting ATPase activity, rotational mechanism. Gene Ontology annotation, biological process: proton transmembrane transport; vacuolar acidification. NCBI's taxonomy places the organism in Eukaryota, Perkinsozoa, Perkinsida, Perkinsidae.
AGUGUUGUUUAAGAGCUUCAACACAUGGGAAUCCUUCGUAGUGAGCUCAUGACUCACGGCACAGUCGUGCUACCGCACGAGUAUGCUCGAAACUAUGUUGACCUCUUGGGUAAGCAAACCAAGGUCAUGUUCGAGGAUAUGAACUCGGCCGUUAUGCAAAGACCUUAUCGUAAGUACAUCCAACGUAUUGAGGACAUGGAACGUAUGCUCCGUGUGCUCGACUCUGAGAUCGCCAAGAUGCCUGAUGUCACUCUUUACAAGAACCGUAUCGACGACUUCCUGGACCACGAUGAUGAGUUCACCCUUGACACCCUAGAGGCUGAGAUCAAGAGAGUUUACGAACAGUUCAUUCGCUUCCGUGGUAACAACGAGGACUUGACUGCUGAGCUGGACUCUGCCACUGAGGAGUUGAACGUCGUACAGAACAGUCUCAGCUCUGGUUCUGUUGCUGCUGGCACUGGUGCGGCUCUCGAGGCUCCUCUAUUGCAGGGUGAGCCCACUGCUCGUGGUACUGGUAGAGAGCGUAUGGGCAUGCAGUUCUCUAACAUUGCUGGCGUUGUGAAGAUGGAGGAUCAGGAGAGCUUUGCCAGAACGGUGUUCCGUGCUACUCGUGGUAACACCUUCACUCAGUUCACUGAGAUUCCCGAUACUCGCAAGAGUGUAUUCGUCAUCUACUUCCAAGGCGCUGCCGCUAACAGUUACAUGUCCGCUAAGCUCCAUCGUAUCUGUGGUGCUGUUGGUGUUCACCUUUAUCAAUGGCCUGCCACUCAUGACGAGGCUAGGGUCAGAAUCAACGAGCUGCAGAGCAUCAUCGCUGACAAGACCCAUGCUUUGGCUGGCUUCGACAGAUUCAUUCGUGAUGAAGCCAGAGGCCUUGUCGAGCCCAUUCGUGUUGGUGGCAACUCUCGGAUUGAGGAAUGGAAGUUGUUCUGCAUUAAGGAGAGGAACAUCUAUGCUACUCUUAACCUUUUUGAGGGUGAUGUUACUCUGAGAUGUGAUUGCUGGUAUCCUUCUAAGGAGGAGGAUUCUAUUCGUCGUGUACUCGGCGAGUCUGAAUUGGCUGCCUCUGCUAUGCUGGUGGCUGAUAUCGCCAAGCCUAGGGCGGCUCCUCCCACCUAUACGAAGACUAACGAGUUCACUGCUGCCUUCCAGGCUUUGGUCGAUACCUAUGGUAUCCCUCGUUAUCAGGAGUUCAACGCUGGUGUUGUGAGUAUCAUCACAUUCCCCUUCAUGUUUGGCAUUAUGUACGGUGAUGUUGGUCAUGGUACUUUGAUCACAUGCUUUGCUCUCUGGGCUUUGUCCAAUGCUAAGAAGUGGAAGUACAGUGAUGAUGGUAUGCAGCAAGGUUUGGUCUAUGCUCGCUACUUGCUCUUGUUCAUGGGCCUCUUUGCCAUCUAUGCUGGUUGCAUGUAUAACGAUCUCCUCGGUGUUGGUAUUCACUGGUUCGGUACUGCUCGUUAUGAGGAUCCCGCUGAAUACGGUCAUGCUAGUAACUACGAAAUGAAGCCCAAGGCUUGGUUCGACACUCUUAACACUGGCGAGGGUAGCGGUCCUUAUCCCUUUGGUAUUGAUCCCUCGUGGCACGGUGCGACCAACGAGCUUCUGUUCAUGAACUCCUUGAAGAUGAAGUUGUCUGUGUUGUUCGGUGUCUUCCAGAUGAUAUUUGGUGUUUGCAUCAAGUUCGGUAACGAUGCUUACAUGAGGGAGUGGAUUGACUUCAUCUUCGUUGCCAUUCCCCAGAUGGUCUUCCUGUUGGGCUUCUUUGGUUACAUGGACUGGAUGAUCAUGUAUAAGUGGGUUACUCCUGUUACUCAGGACCCUACCCUUAACGGUGCCCCCUCCCUGAUUAACACCUUGAUCUCGUUCGGUCUCGGCCAAGCUGAUAAGCAACCUCUGUUCCUCGCCCAGCCUGCCGUUCAAAAGUGGCUCAUGCUUGCUGUGGUGAUAUCGGUCCCUGUUAUGCUCUUACCUAAGCCGAUUAUUAUUCAAAUCCAGAGGUCUAUCAGAAAUAAGAAGAACAACCGUAACGCUGUUGCCAAUGACGAUGUAGAAGCGCAAGCCCUCAUCACGAAGGAGAGUGAGACUGACGAGGAGCUUGAGGAAGAGGGUAUGGAUGAGGUCUGGAUCUACCAGAUGAUCGAGACCAUCGAAUACGUGCUUGGUUGCGUAUCCCAUACUGCGUCAUAUUUGCGUCUUUGGGCUUUGUCCUUGGCGCAUCAGCAGCUUUCUGUGGUGUUCUUCCAGAUGAUUAUGCAGGGCGCUCUCCAGUCCACUAGCUGGGCCAGCCCUAUCUUCAUCUACUGCGCUUUCGCCGUCCUCUUUGGUAUCACCUUGGGUGUCCUUAUGUUCAUGGAUGUCUUGGAGUGUUUCCUCCAUACCUGGCGUCUGCAUUGGGUGGAGUUCCAAUCCAAGUUCUACAUGGGUGAUGGAUACUCCUUCGUGCCGUUCUGCCACUUCGACAUUAUCAAGGAUGAGCUUCAGGCUUAA